UAACCUGUAUAUCCCCCCCCCCCCUCACAGGAGCACCUCCCCGACCGCGAGGGGGCGGCCUACGCGGGCUACGGCGGCGUGUACGUGCACGACUACGGCGGCGCGAUGAUGCAGAAGGAGCAGAGCCUGAUGCAGCAGCGGCGCGCCAGCAGGACGAGCCUUCAGGGGCAGCGGCCGGCGGGCCUCGAGUACGGGCCGCCCCUGGAGGAUGCGCCGCCGCCGCCCCUGAUGGACUACGGCGCCGCGCCCGUGCUGGAGUCGCCGGCGCUGGCCCUGGAGAGCGCCCCUCCGGAGGCCUGCCUGGACAUGUACCCCUACAGACGGACCAGCCUCAGGCAAGCCAACAGCGACAAGUACAGCCAAGUGCCUCGUAACCUGUACACACCAUUAAAUAAUGAAGAUAUUGGAGAAAAGACUUCAUCUUUUGUGGGCAAGAAAAAUAGUGACAUCAAGAUAAUCAACAACACGGCCACGUAUCAGACGCUGAGCGAAAAGAACAGCAACGCGCUGGCCAACAUCGCGGCGGGUUACAACAUAUCAGGCGACGGCCCCGGCGGCUACCGGGCCUCGCAGAUGCAGCAAGCCUGCCGCUCCGCCAGCUUCCGGCGCGCGAGCGAGCCGCCGCGGCCCGUGGGGCGCGGGUCCCUGCACGCCCGCAACAGGUCAUGCGACGACCUGGCCUGCUCCUGCUGCGACGUCCCGCCGGGCCCGGAGUUCCUGCCUGACCCGGUGUCGUGCGCCUCGGACGCCGCCACCGACAGCGACGUCGACAACCGCGACGUGGGCAGCGGCGGCCGCGGCCGCUGGGAGUCGGCCGACGAGCGCGAGGGCACCAGGACGAUAUCGCGGGCGCACUUGCGGCGCGACAGCUUCGGCGAGGUCGUGUCGAGACGCUCGCCCAGCCAGGACAGCCUGGAGCAGAUACGGACGCGCUCGCCCACGAUCAUGCUGGACGACCCGACGCCGCCGCCGCCGCCCGUGCACGACUCCUACGGCCGGAGGUCCCCGAGCCAGGACAGCUACAGCUACACGGCGUCGUCGCGGAGGUCCGGCAGCCAGGACAGUCUGGACCAGCAGGAGUCCCGGGGGCGCGUGGCCAGCCAGGAGAGCCUGGGCACCAUGAGCAGCCGCGGGUCGGUGUCCGGCAGCAUCUACAGCGUGACCUCCGCCCGCAGCGACGCGCAGGUGUCCAGAUGCUCCAGCAAGGAGACGGUGAGGAACCACGCGCCGCUCAUCCAGCCGGCGAGGACCCACGCCCACGCACACCCUCGCUCCGCCUUCAUGAACGGUGAGAUGAGUGAGUCUGCUGCUUCCUCUGACGACCUUGCCCAUCCUCAGAACCUGGAAGUGUACCGAGAGCCGACGAGCCUCCACCGCACCAUCAGCGAGCCGUAUUACAACUUCGACGACGACGAGCCGGAGACUCUGAGCCAGCAGCAGGCGCAGCAGCAGCAGCUCCUUCAGCAGCAGCAGCUCCUCCGCAGCGGCCGCACGCGGAUGCCCCCCGUGAGAACGCCGUCGUAUGACAACGCGUACGACAGCACGUACGACACGUCGUCCCUGGGCGGCUACAGCACGCAGUCGCUCCGCGGGCGCUCGCACUCCAUCGCGCGGCCGCACCGGGGCGCCACCACCUCCACCGUGGCCGCCGCCAUCUCCGCCGCCCGCAGGAACGCUUCCGACAACGCCCUGGACCACGAUACGUCCAUACUGCCAAUCUUCCAAAAGCUCCUGAGCGAGCGGCAGCGAGGAUACCACGGCGGCGGCCGGGAUUUCACUAUGUCAUCAUGCCCCAACAUAACAAUUAAGUGUGAUAUUGUCGAAUACCUCUGAUCCCCUCAUCUGAACGCCCGGCAUCUGCACCUCGUACGGCCAUUCAUCACCUCCACCGACCUCAUCACCCUCAUCACCUUCACGGAUUUCAUGAACGAUGCUACUGUUGCUCUCUCCUCCCUUGUUGAAGUCGUUGCAGCUCCCACUCUCCAUUCUUCCACCGCCAGGAUUGCCGACACCGUACGCUCCCAACGCGCUCACCGUAAGCAAUACACUCUGCUUGGUAUGAACAAACUUCGUUGCCAUAUACUUGUCUCAUCAGUGUAAACAGCGUAAACGACUUUUAAAAGCUUCUCUCUAACAAAGAAGAUCCGUAUACCCUGCAGAACAACAACGCUAUCCAGACACAUGUAUAUUCCAAAGGAACGCAUUUAAACUCACACAAUAGCAGCAUAGCAUUCCAUAUUGCCAACACCGUUGGUUCUCUGUGGCAACGUAACACUGUUUUUUAUCAACAACACUUUCGCAAAAAGAGACCUAUUCAACAACACUUUCACAAAGAAGAGACCUAUAUAGUAACUCUCGUUAUCAUCAACCUGUUACCUCCAAAGGUAUUGUUAUUUUCACUCUUAAGAGCAAUACACUUCAUAUCACCCUUGGCAUCAUCACGACAAUCACUUCUCACUUCACCUGCGCCAGACACGAUGACCAACAACAGCACCCUUAGUAAACUGUUUAUAACCUCGAAGAAAAUAUAUCCUUUUCCACCUCCCAUAUCUUCACGCGUGUAUCAUCAUCGCCAUAGUUGCACGGUCACCUCCUUCUGCACAACCUUUUCAACGCAAACUCCAUAUGGACGAUAAGGUAUUUAAUUAUUUCUACCUCGUUGUUUGAUUCCUUAUUGCGGUUACAAUCAAUUCUCGAUCCAUCAUGCCUGGGAUGUGUGACACUCCCCCACGAUCUUUUCAGUGUUUUGUAUAUUCUUUCCUCUCCUUUCAUCUUGUUAUUGCCAUUUAUAAUUGUCUUCCUGCUUCUUAUCACUAUUAGAUCUACUUUCCAUAUCUUUUAUCAUGAGUAAACAGUCUUAUAAAAAUACAUUUCACGCUCUAUGUUCCGCCUCCUUUCCUCUGCAUUCACUCCCUGUUCAACUCUGUGCCCCAAACCUUACUAUAUUUUACAAUGGACGUUUGUGUUUUGAGAAGUUUUCUAAUUGUUGUAGACCAAAUCGUUGGUAUCCCAUGUGAAAAAUGUGACACGUUAUUGUUAUAUGUAUUUGCAUCAGGAUAAACAGUUCGCGAGUCAGACAAGAGGCCCAAGGAAAAGCUGUACUGAAUUAUGGAAACUAGAGUGGAAAAGACCCCUAUAUGUUUAAUGAAGAUGUUUCAUCAUCGACAAACGACGUUGGGCUAAACUGGUGUAGUCAUGUAUAUACUGCAUUUAUAAUAGAUUUCUGUAGUAGACAAAUUCUAUACUAUUAGCCAAGAUAUGAAAUAGAUAUUUUCAUACAGCGUGCUCACUCCAAGUCCUACUUCCUCUUGAUGAUUUCAAUAGUUGUAAUGUUGGCUAUUUUUCGAUACUUGUGAUAAUUAUGGUGCUGUGUGGCCACCAAUUUGUAACCCUGCAGAAAAUCCAUUAUUUAGUCCAAGAAUCAAAAUCUGUUUGGUCAGUAUUCUGCGUGGUUUGUGAUCCCCUGAACUCCCUUAGCCCCGAGACUGCUGCGUCAGCGUGCUGGGAGAGUCCACUCAUUGAGGCCACGGGAGGCUUUCUCACACCUUGAGACUCCCGUGAUCAGCUGUUUUUAAAGUUCGCAUUUCCAAGCAAGACUAUUAAGUGGGUAUUCUUGUACCUCUGAGAUAUACUUUUCUAUCAAAGUUGCAUCGCUUGUGGUCUUGCAGUCGUUUCUUUACCUUUUAUCUUUCAUUUUUUAUUCAUUUAUAUUUUCUUUCUAAGCCAAAAUCACAAAAAGUCCUCCAACUGCAUCAGAUUCUCGUCUCUCUCCACACCGACGCCUCCCAGCACCGCCGGCCACACUCCCUCCUCCUCCCGAAGUACACUGCCCGUUCCCCAGCCCUCGCCCGGUCCCCGGUUCUUCCCCCGGAGCCCUGCCCGUCUGGCCCACCGAAGGCGAGCCGCGUUGGCCCGAGCCAGCCGCGCCUGCCGCAGCGGUGGCCCCCUUGCGGAAACAUGAGCCCUUUCUGAGAGGUCGGUUGCGGCAAUUUGCAACGGGAGAUCGGCGACAGCUCUCCUCUGUCAUUGGCAUUCUGUCUCUCAAACGCGAGUUAUUCUAUGUGGAUCAAGUAACUUUUUAUAUGGAAUAGAUGUUCCACAAGAUUUGUUCUACUCUUGUUAAUCACAAAUUGCCAUUAUUGUUUUUCUCUGAAAUCAGACAUGUCUGACGAACGCUUAGAUUGACCCCCUAGCCUCCUCCUGAAGCAAGGCCUCUCCAGUUGCAAUUCCCUGCUGCCGCCAGACUGGUCGGGACCAAACAUCCAGAGGAACAGCCUCGUCCUCUAAUUUUACGAGAAACGUAAUCUGUGAAAGAAUAGAAGAAUUUAAGUAGCUUGGAUCCAUAUUCGAGGGAAAAAUGAAAGAAAUGUCAAUAUUACCAAAUUUUAUACCACUAGAACCUAACGAAAUACACACCAAAAGAGAUACAUAAAUAUAUAUAUAUAUAUAAAGAAAUGAAUAUAAAUAUAUAACAUAGGGGCUUCAAACCCCAUGCUAACGUAGAAUGUUAACGAUGUAUGGGUUUGGGUACGAUGAAACGCUUAUUACCUGCAAGCUGUUGAGUAUGAGUGGUAAUAAAGUCUGUUUGAU
Messenger RNA from Penaeus vannamei (Pacific white shrimp), 4590 nucleotides. The record is from RefSeq and is a predicted model, not a curated record. Lineage: Eukaryota; Metazoa; Arthropoda; Malacostraca; Decapoda; Penaeidae.